AUGCGCUCCCUCAUUGCGCUGCUGGCCGCGGCGGCCCUCGUGUCUGCCGGCCCAUUCCCCAGAGACGACCAGAGCGACCUGGGCUACGCCUUUCUCUUCCAGCGCGAUGGCUGCGACGGCACGCCCUGCGGCUCCGACAGCCAGUACUGCUGCGACAGCACCGAGCUCUGCACCACGCUGAGCGGAAACGUCGCCACAUGCCUGGGCGGCUACGGCGCAUACACGAGCACCUGGACCGAGACGAGGACCUUCACCACCACCUACUUCACUCACUGGGCGCCCGUGCCCACGCCCACCGCCGGCGUCAAUUGCGUGCCGCAGGACUCCCAGCAGGCGGCCUGCGGGCCCAUUUGCUGCGCCGGAUGGCAGACGUGCGCCUUCCAGGGCCAGUGCUCGGCCAAGCCUGGCUACGCCGAGCCGACGCCCGUCGUCAUCGUCACCGACGGCCACACCACGACGCAGUUCUCUGCUCCCUACCGAGUCACCGGAACCACGACCAUUACUAGUGUUCAGACGGGCACUAACACGGGGGCCUCUGCCACGGCCACCGGCGACGGAGAGGCCAUUGGCGCCGGCAGCAAGACCACCAACGGCAACGGCCUCAGCCCCGGUGCCAUUGCCGGCAUUGUGAUUGGAACGCUGGUCGGCGUGGCCCUGCUGCUGCUUCUCUGCUUCUGCUGCAUCGCGCGCGGCCUCUGGGCUGCCAUCUUCGGCAAGCGACGCUCCAACGACAGCAGCGUCCGCGAGGAGGAAAUCAUCGAGGAGCGCUACUCCAAGGGCGGCAGCCGUGCAGCCUCUGCCUCGGCCUACUCUCGCCGCGAUCGCCACGGCGGCUGGUUUGGCGGCAGCAGCCGUCCGGCCACGUCGACCGUCGUCACGGAUCGUCGUGAGAAGCGGAAGAGCAGCAGCGGAGGUUGCUGGAAGUGGCUUGGAAUUGGAGCCGUGGCUGCGACUCUCUUUACGCUGCUUAACCUCAAGAAGGAUAAGCGGCCAAACUCUCGCAAGUCGCCCUCGCGGUACAGCAAUUCUUACUACAGCUAUUCCGACUAUACCCAGAGCAACACUGCCAGCUCCAGCACCGGUCAGCAAAGAUCGCGCAGCCGCCGCAGCAGAUCUAGUCGGGGCGGACGAUCACAAUCACAGCGAUACGCCAAGCGGCCAUAGUCUUGCCGCUCUUCUGGCUGCGACGUUUUGUACAUGAGCCUUACGACGCCUGUUUGUAUUCAUCUUGUUGCUUGUUCGACGUGAACAUAUUAAUCAGGCAAACGACUAUACCGUCUGGAAUCAGGCCUUGCUCCUUUUUGAUGGCCUCCCCUAAUUGAUUCUUCCCUCAUUUCCUUAUCUACAAUGGUCAUAUAUAUGGCGUUUGCGGCGCAGGAAGGCGACAUGUUAUGAGCAUCCUUUUGCUCAUAUAUAUUUGUCCGUUUUCUUUUGCUAAUUUACGAGUUUUUGCUUUUUUAUUCUGCGUGGAAUAUAGGUAUGCUUUGAGAAGAAGGCAUGAGAGAAAUAAGGAGACAAGAAAAAACAAGGAAUUGGUGCAAAUGGUGGUGAUGAUGAUGAAGCAUGAAAAGUACAUACUAUGAAAGACCAAGACGAAAUGAAUAUAAGAUGACUCUGAC
Trichoderma atroviride IMI 206040 is the source of this 1619-nucleotide messenger RNA. RefSeq lists its product as uncharacterized. Lineage: Eukaryota; Fungi; Ascomycota; Sordariomycetes; Hypocreales; Hypocreaceae. The record is from RefSeq and is a predicted model, not a curated record.